This is a messenger RNA of Sitodiplosis mosellana (orange wheat blossom midge), 1503 nucleotides long. RefSeq names its product anti-sigma-I factor RsgI2 (gene Vajk4). The record is from RefSeq and is a predicted model, not a curated record. The transcript has 13 exons. Lineage: Eukaryota; Metazoa; Arthropoda; Insecta; Diptera; Cecidomyiidae. Bases 91 to 1326 code for a protein of 411 amino acids.
CCGUUUUCAAAUUAGUACCGAUUUUUGGUCGCUCGUUUGUUUUUCUAAUUAAACAAUAACAACAACAAAAAAUCUAGUGAAAAAUCGAAAAUGCGAUUGUUGGUUAUCCCCUGUUGCUUGGCUGUGUUAGUGGCGUUGACAUCAGCAGAAGCGGAAACGAAGCCAGCUGCUGCUGUAGCCGCCAAUAAUGAGGCAGAGAAGAAGCACGAUGCAAAUGCUGACGCCGCCGAUAAUGGUGAAACGGCCAAGAAUAAACGCGGUUUGCAUGCAUCGCUAGGAGAUUUCGCAUCUUUUGGUGGACACGAAAGCUACGCUCAUGCCGAUUUCGGUCAUGGUGGUCACGAUUUCGGUGGUCAUUAUGACUUCGGACACGGGCACGGACACGGUGGUUUCGGUGGAUUUGAAGGACACGAUUUCGGUGCCAGUCAUCAUCACGAACACGUCAAACAUAUUACCAUUGAAAAGAAAUAUCCAGUUCCAUACACUAUCACCAAACACGUUCCGGUCACAAUCGAGAAGAAAGUCCCAUAUGAAGUCAAAGUACCCAUCCCACAACCGUAUAUCGUCGAAAAGAAAGUGCCGUACAUUGUGAAAGAGUACCAGAAAUACCCAGUCCAUGUUCCACAACCGUAUGAGGUCAUCAAGAAGGUGCCAGUUCAUGUUAAGGUGCCAGUCGAUAAGCCUUAUCCAGUGAAAGUGCAUGUGCCUCAACCAUAUACUGUUGAAAAGAAGGUUCCUGUCCACAUUCAUGUUCCAAUUCCAACCCCAGUCGUUCACGAAACCAGAAUCCCAGUAAAAGUUCCAGUCCACUAUGACGUCCCACGACCAUAUGAAGUUAUCAAGAAGGUUCCAUACACAGUUAAAGUGCCAGUCGACAAACCUUACCCAGUUCCCGUUCCAAAGCCAUACGAGGUAAUUCACGAGAAACCAUAUCCAGUUUACGUUGAAAAGAGGGUCCCAGUCGAAGUGCCCGUCUCUGUUCCAAAACCAUUCCCAGUUAAAGUGGACAAGCCUUACCCAGUGCAUGUGCCUGUGCCAGUUCCAAAACCAUAUGAAGUGAUCAAGAAAGUCCCAUACACUGUGGAAAAGCCAGUCCCAUACGAAGUUAAGGUGCCAAUUGAUAAGCCAUUCCCAGUAUACAAAGAGGUGAAGUUCCCGGUUGUCAAAGAGGUUCCCACCCCAAUCAAGGAAGUUGUUCCAUUCCACAUCAGUGCACCACAUCAUCACGUCGAGGAACAUCAUGGUCAUCACGUCGAGGAACAUCAUGGUCAUCACUUCGAAGACCAUGGUCAUCACUUCGAAGAACAUGGUCAUCACGGAUAUUAGAAAUUUAUCGUAACGCGCAUGCGUAAUGAGAUUGGAAUAUGGCGCAAAAUGUAGUAGUGCUAGCAAACUGUGUCCGAAUAACACUCAACAACAACAACAACUAAACUAAAACAAAAACAUUAGCAACAACAUAACAUCAUCAUUAUUAAAUUUACUUUCUUCUGUAUAUUUUUUUUU